Messenger RNA from Rotaria sordida, 1125 nucleotides. NCBI's taxonomy places the organism in Eukaryota, Metazoa, Rotifera, Eurotatoria, Philodinida, Philodinidae. The record is from the annotation of a GenBank genome assembly.
AUGAAACGCACAAUUACUGAUAAGAAUAAUACAUUACCUUCAUCAGCUUUAGUUUCCUUAGAUGCGUAUAUUGUUCAUAUUAACAAAAUUACAAAAAACAAUACAAAUGAUAAUCAUCAUUAUUCAUUCAUUGCAUCUAUUGAAGAUCAAUCAACAGUUCGAGUUGUCAAAUAUUUAUCUAAAGUUCCAUAUUGUUCGUUACAUAAUCGAUUAAAAGAAUCGCUUCGAAGUGGCCGAGGAGCUUCAAUUACUUCGUUACGUGAGCAAAAUGAUGAAUAUACUUGUACAAUGUCUACAAAGGUGAUUGAUAAAGACCUGAACUUUCGACCUGAAUGUAUUCGUGUCAAAAAUAUCAAUAUUUUAAAAAAUGAAAUAAACGAUCGAUUAUGUACAGUUGAAGCACAAAUCUGUUCUAUUAGUGAUGAAAUUGCAGUUGUUUUUGAAGAAAAUCAAUUUAAACGCGUGCAAAAAAGUAAAAACAAAAUUAUUAUUGGUGAUGCGACUGGAGCAUUAGAAAUGACUAUGUGGGAAAAUCAUUUUAAUGAAAUAGAAUUGGGAAAAUCAUAUCAUAUUCGAUUAUUAAAAAUACGAAUCUAUAAUGAACAAAUAUCAUUAGCUGCUACAACAGAAACAUCAUUUAUUAAAAUUAAAGAUCCAACAAAUGUAAUCAGUCAAGUUGAUAAUAGUAUAAAUAGAUACAAUACACAAAAAGGAAAAAUUAUGUCUAUAGACAAAUAUAACAAUCAUUAUACAUGUCAAUGUUGUGGUGGUACAAACGUAAUUGAUGAAGCAGGAAUAACUGUCUGUAUUGAUUGCCAUUCUCGCUUAAUAAAAGACGAAAACAUAACUGACAACUACUUUAAAAUUACAAUUUCGACUUUUAAUAAUGAACAAUACGAUUUAAAAAUUACAAAACCGUUAUUAAUGCUUAUAUUAUCAGAAAAAACUUCUGAUUUCAUAGAAAGCAAUGAUGGUACAAAUGAUGAAAAUAAUUUCAACAAUAUUAUUUCUUUAACCGUAAACUUUACGUAUAGCGAAAUAACUGGUAUAAUUAGUGAUAUUUCAAUAGUUAAAGAAAAUCCAUCACCUCUUGAAAGUAUCUUAAACACUAUGUUUACUGAAUGA